Molecule: messenger RNA, 546 nt
Organism: Phoenix dactylifera (date palm)
Lineage: Eukaryota; Viridiplantae; Streptophyta; Magnoliopsida; Arecales; Arecaceae
Source: RefSeq, a predicted model, not a curated record
AUGGAGGAUGAUAGGAGGCCACCGUCCCCAGAUCCUAGCUACCGCUCCGAGUCCCCGGAUACACCACGCUCUGGGGCAGGUAGCGCGGAUCUAGCUGGAGUGUACCAGCUGAUGGCGCAGCUCCUCCAGCAGCAGCAGCAGAUACAGCUAGCUACCAUGCAACCAACCAGCUCUUAUUAUGAGAGGUUCCGACGAUUGAACCCACCAGUAUUUGAUGGCGGACCGGACCCGAUAGCGGCCGAGACAUGGAUUCGGGAUAUGGAGAAGAUGUUCCAAGCACUCCAGUUCCCCGAAGAAACGAAGGUCCGAUUAGCCAUUCCCCAGCUGAAGGGGAGCGCCGAGUUUUGGUGGACGACCAUGGAGCCCGCAUACCCCGCUAGCAGGAUAACUUGGAGGGACUUCACGAGGCUGUUCUAUGCAGAGUAUUUUCCGGACUCGGUGAGCCAGAUGAAACAAGAUGAAUUUUUGACACUGACGCAAUCCGAGCAUAUGUCUGUCCUACAGUAUGCCAGCAAAUUCAACGAACUGGGCCGGUUCUGCCCCUAG